AAAUCAAUUUCUGUCGUAGAUGUUUCCUGAUUCGGUUUUAACUGAGUUAUGACAAUUUAUGAACAUAUGUAUGUUGGUCAGAAUUUUGAGACGUUCAUAUUUACAUAGUUUCUUUGUAGGUUAAAAGUGAUUGUUGAGUUUUUGUAUGUGGUAGCCAUUCUUGGGAAGAAAUCCAGGCAUUUAUGAAUCAUUCGAGAGUUGAUUGAGGCUUUUGGUUCUAAAAUGACCAUUUACCUGAGUAGACUAUGAUUUAUAUCUCGGAGGGGAUGACAUGGCGUCAUGAUGUCUAAGACACUCCUUUCAUGGCUCUGUCAAUUGACAAAUGAACUCUGACUUACUCUCUCCUUUCCGGAUGACCUGAGCUGCUGAGAAGCUAAACCACGAACUUGGGACAGUGGCCCUUGUCUUCUGAACAGUAUUCACACCUAAGCUGGCUUGUCGUAGGCUGUUUCUGUCUUUGAUAUUUAUCACUUGUUAUGUAUGACGCCUUUUCUGUGUCUUUCGCAAUCAGGUCUGGCCCUUCUCAGAGGAGCAGCACCUGGAGGGCCCCAGCACAGUCUUCCUUUAGCCACUCCACUUCCUUAUGAGAAUAGCACUUGUAGAUAAUAUGUUGCUUGGAAUGAAUCUUACAAUUUAGACACGGACUCUGCUUUAUUUCUUUGGAUAUUAAUUGUAUGUCAUUAAGGUACUAGACAACGAAAACAAAAACUAUUGUUUUUCUUUCUCUCCUUUUUAGUUAAGAUAAGCAUGGCUACCUCAUAUUUGCAAAAUUUACUUUGGGGAAUUUGUUGUCACAUUGAUUGAGCUGUUACUAAAUGGCUUACGUGAGGAACCCAGAUCUUCAUUUACUUUUUCUCUGUUGUCUUAUAACACAUUUGGUAUGAGUCAGUCCAUCUAGAUUUGUUGCUUGCCCCCCAAGACUGCCCUGGGUUUAACCCAAAAACUGGCCAAGCAUGUUCUGAGGGGAUGUAGAAGAAUGUGGGUGGGAACAGCAAGGCUGCCUAUGGAAGCCAGCUAUUUGUUGCCUGUCGUGAGUUUCUAGUCAUUGGGUAGCACACAUGCAUGAGGAAGCAGACUCCCUUCACUCACUAAUACUUUGAACAGUUGGAUUCUUUCCCAGUGUUACAGUCUGGGUUUCCCAGUCCCUUUGGAACACAGAUGGAACGAGAAUUGGGUGAAGUCUUAAAAUCAUGACUCUAACUCAGGGCUAAUCGUUGCUAAUUUCUCUAGCAUGGGCACCGUCCUGUGCUGUCCAUUGUAGGGGAGCUUCGACAUUGGUUUCCAGUCAGUAGAUGCCAAUGGCACCUCCUUUCUGGUCGUGAUAGUUGAAAGUAUGCUCAGAUGUCCCAGAGAGAGAAACUGAGAACCACUGUUCUGGAGUGAAGAACAACCGUUUAUUUACUGAUUGUUUUUUUCUUUCUUUUUCUUUUCCCAUUUUAGUUCUAGCAUCUGGGACCACUGUUCAAAUAACAGUCUUCAAUACUCUGAGAGCAGGCCCUCACAGACAGCAUGAGGCCUGAAGGGGCUACUCAGGUAGUUCUGAGGAAAAUGUGAGUCUUAGGAAUCAGGGAGUUUUGGGUUAACUGUUUCUAAUUUGUUGUUUUGGAUACAGUUCAGAGAAAUUUGAAUGCUCCCCUUUCCACUUCUGUUUUGAACUAUUCAUUCUUGUUCUAGCUUAGAAGCACACAGCCCCCUAGUUGGAUUUUGACUGCAAAGUGCCUCUCCAUCUCUGGCCCAAAUCCUGGUAUCUAACAUUUGGCCCAAACUGGUUGCAGGCUGUGGCCUGUAGGAAACAGACAGGUUUGCCAACCCUAUCAUACUAAACCAUAGCUAUUUGAUGGUUAAACAGGGAUUUCCACAGUUUACUGCAGUGCACGUCAUUCUGAAUCCUGCCCAUGUUUUCUGAAUGCUGGGCUAUCUCCUGGGGGAGAGGGUCCGUGCUAACCAAGGAGGCCAGGUUUUCUUUCCUAAGCCUAGAGCAACAUGGUAUCAGAUGAGAACACCUCGAGAGUUCUUUUCAUUUCCACAGUCAUGUUUCAUGUUCACUUUCCCACUAAGUCAGAAAUCAUGAUUUUUUUUUUUUUUUUUUUUUGGAAACAGAUUUAUCAUGAGAAGGAACCAAACACCGUGAGCUAUCAGAGCAGCUUGUCCGUGCCUCUAAACCACCAGCCUCCUGUCUGUCAUUCAGUUGAAUCAGAGGACACUUGUCAGUCACCUGCUUAGGGUGUCCACAUUCCCUGGCUUGCAUGUUUGACUGAAUCAUAGGGUCUGUGAGCAGCAGCUAACCACAGAGUCCUGGAAGACGGACUCCUUUCCAAGCCUGUCUCUUUGCUUCAGGGAUAGUGAGAGAAGAACAGUUAGUAGCCCGGAUGAAAGCUUAAGGCCAUACGGUUUGCUUGAGAGGAAAAGUGAAUAUUCUCACUUGAUCUCUGCCAACUUCAUAUGGGCCCAGCUGCUGCACAGGGCAAACACACUAGUCCAGAGUUAGCUGUGCCCCUAGAAGUGUGUCACCACAGGCCACCGGCCAGCACAGAAAGGCAGGUUUCCCCCAUCCGCACAAAAGAGCUCUAUCCUCAAAGGAACUUUGUUUCUUGACCAGCUCACUAAUUGUGAUUGAAAACACCAGCUCCCCAGCAAUGCUCACGCAUCCCAGUUAGCAGAAACAAGACAGGCCCUAAUUGCUCCAUUUACAUAAAAGUAGAAACAUACAACUUCUAAAUAUAAAUCUCUGGCACAUCGCUCCUUUUGCAAUUACAGUAAAAUAAGGUACCAGUUUCCCUCCGGGUUCCUCCUCACAGCAAGCUGCUCCCCGGGUUCGCUAGUGGCUGCUCCUCCAGGCGAGCACAGGGCCAGCAUGGAGUUGGAGCUUUGUGAAGUAGCCAGUAAAUCAAAACGCCUCCGCUAGGUGCAGAGCGCAGUGGCAACGGGCCACUCUGCCAGUGCGGUAGUCGGUGGGACCGAACUCCACAUUCGAGAAGGGGCAGCCUGCGGGCGCGGGGCCUGAGCUGCCGCUCGCCUCGGUUGGCCGAGAGACCGGCAGCCCCACUGCAGGUCCGGGUCCCUGACAUUCUCUGGCACCGAGGGCUGGGAUCAGACAUUCCCAGCUGCACUCACUGAACAGUGAUUUUUUUUUUUUCUUUUCCCUCCCUGAAUUCUUUAGCUGCCAAAAGGGGGGGAAAAAUCAAGAGCUGCGCUUUUAAGCGAAGUUGCCCUUGCUGGUGUUCAGGGUAAAAAUAGAGGCGGCCACUUGGACCAGCUUGGCCCUGAGUCCAGGCGUCCCGCGAGCCGGGCUGGAGCUGCGCAUUCGGGAGUGAUCCCUGGAAACUGCCAGCAGGUGCUGCUCAAGUGCCAAUACCAUGAAGAGGAACUCAGACAGCUCUGACCUCAUGAGACAAGAGCCGGCUGGCAAAACAGAAGGGACCCGAAAGAGAAUUUGCUGAAGAGGAGAAGGAAAAAAAAAGUCCAAAAAACCUGUACGUGAGGGGUGGGGAGGAAAAGCAGGGCCUUUAAAGAAGGCAACCACACGACUUUUGCUGCCAGGAUGCCCUUGCUUUGGCUGAGAGGAUUUCUGUUGGCAAGUUGCUGGAUUAUAGUGAGGAGUUCCCCCACCCCAGGAUCCGAGGGGCACGGCGCAGCCCCGGACUGCCCGUCCUGUGCGCUGGCCACCCUUCCGAAGGAUGGACCUAACUCUCAGCCAGAGAUGGUAGAGGCUGUCAAGAAGCACAUCUUAAACAUGCUGCACUUGAAGAAGAGACCCGAUGUCACCCAGCCGGUACCCAAGGCGGCGCUUCUCAACGCGAUCAGAAAGCUUCAUGUGGGUAAAGUGGGGGAAAACGGGUAUGUGGAGAUAGAGGACGACAUUGGCAGGAGGGCCGAAAUGAAUGAACUCAUGGAGCAGACCUCGGAGAUCAUCACCUUUGCCGAGUCAGGCACAGCCAGGAAGACACUGCAUUUUGAGAUUUCCAAGGAAGGCAGUGACCUGUCAGUCGUGGAGCGUGCAGAAGUCUGGCUCUUCCUGAAAGUCCCCAAGGCCAACAGGACCAGGACCAAAGUCACCAUCCGUCUGUUUCAGCAGCAGAAGCAUCCACAGGGCAGCUUGGACAUGGGGGAUGAGGCCGAGGAAAUGGGCUUGAAGGGGGAGAGGAGUGAACUGUUGCUAUCAGAGAAAGUGGUAGAUGCUCGGAAGAGUACUUGGCACAUCUUCCCAGUGUCUAGCAGCAUCCAGCGCCUGCUGGACCAGGGGAAGAGUUCCCUGGAUGUGCGGAUUGCUUGUGAACAGUGCCAGGAGAGCGGUGCCAGCCUAGUGCUCCUGGGCAAGAAGAAGAAGAAAGAGGUGGAUGGAGACGGGAAGAAGAAAGACGGAAGUGACGGAGGGCUGGAAGAGGAAAAAGAACAGUCACACAGACCUUUCCUCAUGCUGCAGGCUAGGCAGUCUGAAGACCAUCCUCACCGCAGGCGUAGGCGGGGCUUGGAGUGUGAUGGCAAGGUCAACAUUUGCUGUAAGAAACAGUUCUUUGUCAGCUUCAAGGAUAUUGGCUGGAAUGACUGGAUCAUUGCUCCCUCUGGCUAUCAUGCCAACUAUUGUGAGGGUGAGUGCCCGAGCCACAUAGCAGGCACCUCUGGGUCCUCACUCUCCUUCCACUCAACAGUCAUUAACCACUACCGCAUGAGGGGUCACAGCCCCUUUGCCAACCUUAAGUCAUGCUGUGUGCCCACCAAGCUGAGACCCAUGUCCAUGCUGUAUUAUGAUGAUGGUCAAAACAUUAUCAAAAAGGACAUUCAGAACAUGAUUGUGGAGGAGUGUGGCUGCUCCUAGAGUUGCCAGGUCCCAGAGCAAAUGGAUCUAGGGUGUCCAGAAAAGACAGUGGCAAAUGAAGAAAAAAUAUAUAAGAUUUCUGAACUAAACAAGACAACCAGAAAAAUAGAAAUAAUAGUAAUAAAAAAAAACCCACAAAAAAAAAACUAAACUGAAAACAAGACCUAAUGAAACAGAUGAAGGAAGAUGUGGAAAAAUAUCCUAAGGCAGGGCUCAGAGAUGAAGCAGUGAAGGAGACAGGGAUUUGGGGGAGAAGAGAGAAUGGUGUACCCUUCAUUUCUUCCAAAACCAAACUGAUUGCAUCAGUUUCAUCCAAACUGGGUAUUGUCCUCUCUCCUGCCUCUUGCAGUCCCCGUGCGAGCCUGGAAGUCUACUUGUCUAUUCUGCAGUAAUGUGGGUUAGCACAACCCAAAUAACGUCUAGAAAGCCAUGCGUUUUAAAGGGCCAGUCCCACCCAGUUACCCAGGUCAUAAGUAUGCCUAUGUGACACUAUCUCUAUGUAUUUCAACACACGCGCACACACACACACACACACACACACACACACACACACACACACACACGUACAUACACACACACGUACAUACACACAGACACAGAGGCAUUUCCACACACCACAUGCAUACACAUACCAGUAAAAGGACAAUUCUGUGCAGGUGGUCACAUUUUCUUUUCUGUACCACUUUUGCCACCAGACAAAACCACCAUAAAACAUUGAGAACAAGAAUGGAAAGAGUGAAAGACCAAGGUAAAAAGAAUACCAAGUUACAUUUCGUUAAGGUGCUUAUGAUCUUAGAACUAUGCAACCUAAUAGGUUUGAAACUGUUUACCUGAAAGAGGACAAAAAGAGAGACUUUUUUGUAUUGGAAGUAACCUGAUUAAUUUUUAUUUUCUUCAAGGAGAGAUACUUGAAAGGAAUAUGUUUGUCCAUCUGUUGGAUUCAAACAUUUCUAUAUUUUGUAAAUGUUGUUUUUUUAUCGUUUACUAUUUGCACUACAAUGGUGUUUGACCUGUCUAAUCCUUAUUUAACAAGUAUUUUCUUUGGGUGGGGGUGGGGGUGGGGUUUAAGAGCUGCACUUCAUGUGAGCUAUAAAAGAACUGCUACAGCACACAAAAUAGCUAUUUUUAUUAUUAUAAUUAUAAUUAUUAUUAUUAUUAUUUUGUACCUUAAAAAUAGACACAUACACCAAAGACAUUUGUGUGAGCCUUUAAACAGUCUGUCUGUGGUUGGUAUCGUUCACCAUCGAUGAGUCAGGGGUACAGAUGUAAGGUUGAGUUAAGUGGAUUGUGUUCAGGCUUAAAAGACCUGAGAGGUUUGGGUUUGACUCUUUUACAUCCAUGAAACAGGACUUUUCAUACUGGAUGUACAGUAGUGUACACUGUUGGAUUAUCAAGUUCAAAUUGAUGAGACUACAUGCUUGUAUGUGUAUAUAUACAUUGCUUGUGCAUAUGCAUACCUGUGUGUAUAUAUACAUGUAUUGUACCAUGUCCAUACACAUUUUAAGCACUUCAGGCUGUCAUUUUUAAAAUGUUCUUAAAACAAUGAAUGUUUGUGUGCAAAACACAGUAUUUUUAAGAAGGAUAAGUGAUAGAUUUUUUUCUUGCUUUUACUCUGUAUUACGUGGGUACAUUUCAAAUAUUAGGAUGGGGAAGAGACUGAAAAUCCCAAUGAGUAUCCAGCCAGGCCCUCUAUAAAUGUACAGGAUGAAAUCCCCCUCUUUCUCACCCCUGCUCCCUACAAGUUAUCCCCUGUGGGGAAAAAUGGGAUGUUACUUUAAAAAACGGGCUGAUUUUUUUUCAACUUAUAUUUAUUAUUUAUUGGAAUCAAUCUUAAAUCAGAAACGUUUUUGGAAAAAAUUGUUAGGCUAGAAUAAUUUUUUUGAAUAGUGUGGUUACUACUUAAAUAAUAAAAGAAACAGGAACGUAUUUAAGACAGCGGGAGUCAUGGAAGAGAGCGCUUAGGAGCCAGGGAGUGGGGUAGUUGUACAAAUCUCUAAUAUUCUAUUUUACAGCCAAAAAUCUUGAUGUGUACAUUUGUAUUUUUCAGAGGCAAAACUGAAAGGAUUGUCUUAUAAAGAUCAAAAUAACACCUAACCCAAGUUUCUAAUUUAGCCCAGUGUUUGCUUGUUUAAAAGAACUAAAAAAUUAUUCAUUUAUGUAUUUAAAAUUACAGAGCCAUAUUUUUAUGGAAUUGUUUGAAAUUCGAAAAACUUUAUAAAAGUGAAAAACUCUAAUUAAAAAAACUAUAUUCCUCAGUAUUUUAUAAAAUAUUGAAGCUUUUAGCAUUAAGUCAGUCCAUAGAAUAAAGUCAUUGCAGGAAAAUGAAAUACAAGGGAGAAAUUAAAUCUUUCAAAAGCUGAUUUAAUUCUUAAAUAUAAACUAACUCAAUAUGUAUUAAAUAUCCUGUCAACAUACUUUAUCACAUUAGGCUGUAUGUAGGCAAACUACUUUAGUCUUGUUACUGGGCAAACAUAUUUACUGUGUUCCAGGGCCCUCCCUGUCUUAUGCAGGAAAUGCUUGUACUGCCUAAGAAAUGGAUUAUAAUUAAGGUCUAAUGACCUCAGAGAUCUCCCAUCUGGGGACAGAUGGCAUGGUGAGGACACAUUGAGGGGAGGUAGAUGUCCAGGUUCAGCUUUGCCAAUUCUUAUGAAAAAAAAACUUUAGGGCCCUCUGAACUGUUUCUUUGGCACUGGAGCCUAUAGAAAUAGUGGGCAGAGAUCUAACUGUGCCACAGCAGAGAAGAUCUUGACCAUGGGAAUAGCAGGAUUUGUGAAACUACUAAUUAUAGUUCUCAUUCACCUGAGACGAAUGUGCAAUCUUCUUAAGUCCUUUAAAUUCUAGAUGUUUUGGAAGUAAGCUUGGGCUUAAUUAGUAACUGUAGUAACUAAAUCUAGAAAGAAAUGGAAUUCCACAAGACAGUGUAUUUACUGGAGGUCAAAUGACUUGGUUGUCACAUAAACUUCAUCGGAGCUCAUCAAAUUUGUAUGGCCUUGCAAUAGAAUUUAAAUGCUAAUAUUUAAACAAUAUUAGAUAUUAUUUUGCUAUAGCUAACAAUUUAGAAGACACAGAGUCUUGUGAACAACUGGUCUUUUUACAUAAGUGCUUAGUCCAAAAUUUGAAAAGCUUUUAUGCUUAAGAUAUUAGUUUCUUCAUGCUGUGCUUUCCCUAGAGUUAGAGUGGCUCUGACUGGUCUCCCCGCUUUCUCAAGGAUAAUUCUUAAACACCUGCCCACACGAAUUCUAGAUGCUUUGAAGGGCAUUUAUAGUCAGUACCUCUUUAAACAUUAAAUACUUGUAAACUCAAUUGACACUUUUCCUUCCCAAAAUAAGUCAAAUUUCAGCACAACGAUGGGGAUGUUCUUAUCCUAGAGGACUAGCCAAUAUCAUGUUCAUUUAAGAUUGAUUCCACACUCUAUUUUCAGGGAGAGACCUUGUGUUUUCUUAAAAGGCAGAAUAAGCAAAAUUGGGUGAUUUGCCAGACUGAAUUCAAGAAGUGACUUUAUGACUUCCGAACAAACAUGCCACAGUUAUAGAAAUGUGCAUUGAAAUGAUUGUGUCACUUGAAAAGUUUGAUUUCCUGUGGGUCUUUUGGCAAUUUCUCUUUUUAAUAUAGAAAAAAAAACCAUAAUCACCCCCAAACCCGCUUAAGUGAGACUUGUAGAUGUGGGCAGGAGGUUUGGGGAUGGACAUUGUAUGUGUUUAAAUUAAACUCUACAUCACCGAGAAGCUAUUGGAUGGGUUAGAGAUAAUGAAUGCAUAGAUGCUGUUCACAUCUUCAAGAGCAAAAGCAAAUCACAUGUCUCAGCUAUAUUAUUUAUUUUUAUGCAUAAAGUGAAUAAUUUCUUCUGUAUUAAUCUUCAGUGGGUCUUACCCUCUAUUUAAAUGCUUUGAAAAACAGUGCAUUGACAAUGGUUGAUAUUUUUCUUUAAAAGAAAAAUAUAAUUAUGAAAGCCAAGAUAAUCUGAAUCUGUUUUGUUCUAAAACCUUUUAUGUUAUGUGGUUGAUGUUGUUUGUUUGUUUUUUUUAUUUUUAUUUUGUGAGUUCCCUUGCAUACUUCAUGCAAUUCCUUAACCGAUGUCUGUUUGGCUAAUGUAAUUAAAGUUGUUAAUUUAUAUGAGUGCAUUUCAACUAUGUCAAUGGUUUCUUAAUAUUUAUUUUGUAGAAGUGCUGGUAAUUUUUUAUUUACGAUAUGUUUAAAGAGAUAAUGGUUGGAUAUGUUUUCAUGUGUUUAUAGCAGAAGUUAUUUAUUUCUAUUCCAUUCCAGCAGAUACUCCGGUGUUUGCGAGGCAUGCAGUCAAUAUUUUGUACAGUUAGUAGACAGUAUUCAGCAAUGCCCGAUAGCUUCUUUGGCCUUAUGUUAAAUAAAAAGACCUGUUUGGGAUGUA
Molecule: messenger RNA, 9200 nt
Organism: Rattus norvegicus (Norway rat)
Lineage: Eukaryota; Metazoa; Chordata; Mammalia; Rodentia; Muridae
Source: RefSeq, a predicted model, not a curated record